Messenger RNA from Morone saxatilis (striped sea-bass), 2451 nucleotides. It is a transcript of the gene pgm1, whose product is annotated as phosphoglucomutase 1. Gene Ontology annotation, biological process: carbohydrate metabolic process. Gene Ontology annotation, molecular function: magnesium ion binding; phosphoglucomutase activity. Gene Ontology annotation, cellular component: cytosol. The transcript is spliced from 11 exons. The record is from RefSeq and is a predicted model, not a curated record. Lineage: Eukaryota; Metazoa; Chordata; Actinopteri; Moronidae. Bases 88 to 1773 code for a protein of 561 amino acids.
UCUCCGCCGCUGCAGUCGCCUCCUCAUCGGGCCAGACUGCAGAACACACGGGGCGAGCAUAGGUGCUCACUAGGGGGGGGCUCAAACAUGGUGAAAAUAACCACAGUGAAGACCAAGCCGUACACGGACCAGAAGCCCGGGACGAGCGGGCUGAGGAAGCGGGUCACGGUGUUCCAGCAGAACCAGCACUACGCGGAGAACUUCAUCCAGAGCAUUAUCUCUGUCAUCGAGCCCGCCGAGCGCCAGGCGGCCUCUCUGGUGGUGGGAGGAGAUGGCAGGUUUUUCAUGAAAGACGCGAUUCAGUUGAUCGUCCAGAUUGCUGCUGCCAACGGGAUUGGCCAUCUGGUGAUUGGUCAGAAUGGCAUCAUGUCCACCCCAGCAGUCUCCUGUGUGAUCCGCAAGAUAAAGGCAGUGGGGGGCAUUAUCCUCACAGCCAGCCACAACCCUGGAGGCCCCAAUGGAGACUUUGGCAUUAAGUACAACAUCUCCAGUGGAGGACCUGCUCCAGAGGGCAUCACAAACAAAAUAUUUGACAUCAGCAAAAGCCUGCAGGAGUAUCACAUCUGCCCAGAGCUGAAAGUGGAUCUGUCCAAAAUCGGCAAACAGACCUUUGAAGUAGAAACUUUCAAGCCCUUCACAGUGGAGAUUGUGGACUCUGUGGAGGCCUAUGCUGAGAUGCUAAGGGGCAUCUUUAAUUUUGCUGCACUAAAGGAGCUUCUCUCUGGAGCCAGCCACAUUAACGUCCGCCUGGAUGCUAUGCACGGAGUGGUUGGUCCUUAUGUGAAGAAGAUAGUCUGUGAAGAGCUGGGUUCUCCUGCCAACUCUGCAGUCAACUGUGUCCCCAAGGAGGACUUCGGGGGCCACCACCCUGACCCCAACUUGACUUACGCUGCCGACCUGGUCAACACCAUGAAAGGAGGAGAAUAUGACUUUGGAGCCGCCUUUGAUGGUGAUGGUGAUCGUAACAUGGUUCUGGGUAAACACGGCUUUUUCGUGAACCCCUCAGACUCCGUGGCUGUCAUCGCUGCCAACAUUACCAGCAUCCCUUACUUCCAGAAGACUGGUGUCAAAGGAUUGGCCCGCAGUAUGCCGACCAGUGGAGCCCUGGACAAUGUGGCUAAAACUCUGCAGAUGCAGCUGUACGAGACUCCAACUGGCUGGAAGUUCUUUGGGAAUCUGAUGGAUGCUGGCAAACUUUCACUGUGCGGAGAGGAGAGCUUCGGCACAGGCUCUGAUCAUAUCCGUGAGAAGGACGGCUUGUGGGCGGUGCUCGCAUGGUUGUCAAUCUUAGCCACCAGGAAACAGAGCGUGGAAGACAUCAUGAAGGAUCACUGGCAGAAGUUUGGCAGGAACUUCUUCACCAGGUACGACUAUGAGGAGGUCGACUCAGACGCUGCCAACAAGAUGAUUAAGGAUCUGGAGAAGGCAAUGUUCGACCCAUCCUUCGUAGGCAAGAAGUUCUCCUCGGGUGAUAAGACUUACGAGGUGGCUAUCUCCGACAACUUUGCCUACACAGACCCUGUGGAUGGAAGUGUGUCCAAAAACCAGGGCCUCAGGAUCAUCUUCUCUGAUGGUUCUAGGAUUAUUUUCCGUCUCAGCGGUACAGGCAGCGCGGGAGCAACCAUCAGGCUCUACAUAGACAGCUAUGAGAAGGACCCCCAGAAGAUUUACCAGGAUCCACAGGUGAUGCUGGCCCCCCUGGUAGACAUCGCCCUGAAGGUCUCUCAGCUCCACGAGACGACUGGACGCACUGGCCCCACUGUGAUCACAUGAUUCCUCUGCCACACUGCCUCCACUCACCCUCAGCAACAGGAUACCUCCGCUCUCUCGGGGGUGAAGCUGCCCUUGAAUGCUGUUCUGGCUUCAGUUCCUGGCCCUCUUUUAAACAGAACUGGAUGAAAAACUGAAACUCAACUUGCAGGCUGAAUACAAGAAAAUACAUGAGGAGCUCUUGAUUUAUCCUAAACUGAAAGUUAACCACUGCCACUGUUGAGUGUUUCCCUAAAACAUUGGAGAAAAUCUGCCUGAGGAGUGACCUGCCAGACAUAAAGACACUGUCACAUGCUCAUACAAAUUUGUGAAAAAAGAUUAGGCAUUAGAAACAAGGGAUCUUCUGUCAAUGUGAAUUAAGGGAAACACAAUUUAAAGAUUCAAAAGUGGACUGAACAACUUAAAUUGAAUGUGCCUCAUGUAAUUUCAGAAACCAUGUUUAUUUUAUUGUCCAGAUCUGUUCCUGAACGAUAUCAUUAAAAGGAGAAACUGCCAAACUGACCAUAAAUCAGCAAUUUGGGGCAACCUCACCUCACAUUUCCCUCACUGACCUGGUGCCUUCCCCUUCCCUCCUGCUCUCCAAAACCACCAGUAUAGCCUCUUGACCUGAACCAUAAACCACAGCUAAAGCCUUGACAAUUAACACAUCCACCAUUAAUAAAAGAACCUUACAUAAAAGAA